Messenger RNA from Misgurnus anguillicaudatus (oriental weatherfish), 1618 nucleotides. RefSeq names its product cAMP responsive element binding protein-like 2 (gene crebl2). The record is from RefSeq and is a predicted model, not a curated record. NCBI's taxonomy places the organism in Eukaryota, Metazoa, Chordata, Actinopteri, Cypriniformes, Cobitidae. Gene Ontology annotation, biological process: regulation of DNA-templated transcription. Gene Ontology annotation, molecular function: DNA-binding transcription factor activity. Gene Ontology annotation, cellular component: nucleus.
CAGGAUGCAGUGCGCGCAGUGACAUAACUUCAGAAGCGGAAGAGCGAUAUUAGCAUUCGGCUAAAAACACAGUCUGUGCAACUGAAAUACUGAUAAAAUUCUUCUCAGCCUGAUCUAUAAUCGAUUAAAGUUUAAUGAUCGACGAUCAAAACACAUGCAAUGGAUGAUAGUAAGAUGGUUGCUGGUAAAGUAAAGAAACCAGGUAAACGCGGACGCAAACCUGCUAAGAUCGACCUGAAGGCCAAACUCGAGAGAAGCAGACAGAGCGCGCGUGAGUGUCGCGCCAGAAAGAAACUGCGCUACCAGUAUCUGGAGGAACUGGUUUCCAGUAAAGAGAGAGCCAUAUGUGCCCUGAGAGAGGAACUCGAGAUGUAUAAGCAGUGGUGUUUGGCGAUGGAUCAGGGCAAAAUCCCAUCUGAAAUCAAAGCUCUUUUAACCGGAGAUGAUCAGAAACCACCACAGAGCUCCGGCACCAAAACGCCCAAGAAUGCCAAGUUCAGCUCCAGCCAGAACAAGACAACACAAUAAGUACACACAACACACACACACAACACGAGAUGCUGAGGUGUCAGAAGAUCUCAGAAGAUCCGUUCUGUUCUAGAGAACCAUAAACAGUAUUGAGUCUGUAUGUUUGUUUAAAGCAUCAUCUUUUGUGUUUAUUCAUGUUAAAUUAGAGUGACCAUACGUGCCAUUCCUUCCGGACGCAUCCUGACCAGAAUUUCGGGUGCGUCCGGGAAGAAUGGCACGUAUGGUCACCCUAUGUUAAAUAAGCUCUUCUUCAUGACCUACUGAUAAAAUGCAUAAGAUCUGAUAGUCCAGAGAUCUGGAGUUCAUUCUCAUUCAUCUAACAUUAGAUUUAUGUCAAAAUGUUUGUUUAGAUGUUGAUUUUGAAACCUUUCUGGUACCAAAUUUAAUGAAGGUUUCAACAUUCACAAAUUCAAAGCAGACAGGGAGAUGUAUGACAGAAUCUCUUUUAGUGAUUGGGAUUAUAGGUGACACAACAUAAGACAUUAUAACACAUUUGUGUUGUCAAAAUCUCUUGAUUGGCUUUUUGCACUUUAAAAAAAUAAAUCAACGCAUAGCACUUCUUUUUGGCUCUUAGGGUUAUGUUUCGCUAACCCCAAAAAAUGGAGGCAGUUUUUCAAGAGGAAUGAUUGUUUGUUGGUUAAACUUUAAUUUAUUUCACUAACUGAACCUUAAAUGCACUUUCUUUGAAAUCUCUUAUACUCGUAGUUUAAGAUCUGUAUAUUGUCUUGUAAACCAAUAUAGAGAGAUAAGUUUCUUUACUCAUCUAGAAAACCUUAGUUGAAUGUUAUUGAAUCAGUGUUGAUGCUUUAGUUUUAAGUCUAACUUUCAUUGUUUCAAAUGUGUUCACUUUUAAAACUUUAUUAACCCUGAAUUCAUGUAGACGUUUUUUUUUUCGCUAGCACAAUCUUUAGUCUUUGGCAUAGUUUAGAGUAUAUUUUUAUACGACAUGCAUGAAAUGUAGACUUUGAUUUGUUGCAGAACAUUAUUAAUGAGAUCGAGCGUUAUUAACGUUGUCCUGUAAACACUGUUGCUCUGCAGUUUUUUUGUGAUUUUGUAUAUCUGUGUAUAAUAUAAACAUGCUGCACCUGUA